Messenger RNA from Nanorana parkeri, 3935 nucleotides. It is a transcript of the gene WHRN, whose product is annotated as whirlin. Gene Ontology annotation, biological process: sensory perception of sound; auditory receptor cell stereocilium organization. The transcript is spliced from 14 exons. The record is from RefSeq and is a predicted model, not a curated record. Gene Ontology annotation, molecular function: protein binding. The coding region runs from base 352 to 3366 and encodes 1004 amino acids. Gene Ontology annotation, cellular component: photoreceptor inner segment; stereocilium tip; stereocilia ankle link complex. NCBI's taxonomy places the organism in Eukaryota, Metazoa, Chordata, Amphibia, Anura, Dicroglossidae.
AUAUCUUUAAUUCACUGACACUGUCCCUAAGAGAGAAACAGAAAGAGACAGAGGAAAAGAGCUCAUGGAAUAAUUUAACAGAUGGAGAGAGACAUCUGCAGUGUGUGAAACUGGUCAUCUGUGAGACAUAGGGAUGGAAUGACACCUGUUAGACUGCUCCACAGUGAUAAAAAACAGAAAGGGAUUGAGUGACUCCGAAAGAUGUGCCUUUUUGCACGAGAGAUCUGGAGGUCCGGCUAAAAGCAUCGCACAGAAGGUUUGGCAUGGGGAAGUGUUUCAUGGGAACCUUCGAACCAUUGAAGAAGUUGUCCACAUCCAAAAUGCCGUGACAAAUCUUGAAGCCUUUGGGCAAUGAAUUCAGAGCCAGGUACGCUUCACCCCUCUCCACGGGGUUCCAUCCAUCAAUCUUUAACAGGGUCCAUCCAUUCCUCAUCCUCCGGUUCAAUCUGCUCUGGAGACAUUGGACGUGUCCUCUCUUCCAAUGUCCGCCGACUACAUGGAGCUCUAAACCGACUGCUAAGCGAACAGGAGAGGGAACAGCUUUUGCACUGUUUACGACUCUACCACUCUCGUAGAAAUGUUUUUGACUUGGUGAGGACACUGCGCAUGAUUCUGCGUCCACAGGACCAGAGGCAACUUUUUCCAAUGAUACGCCUUGUUAUCCCGCGUUCGGAUCAAUUAUUAUUUGACCAGUACACCUCAGAGGGGCUGUACAUAAAGGAUUUGCCUUCAGGAUCUUCUGGAUACAAUUCAGUUUUAGGUGAUGGUGGUGUGUCAGCAUAUAGCAACCCAAUAUCAGGUACAACACAGGCCUUUAACUCAACUAUCCCAGGCACAAAUCCUGCCUUCAGCAUCCCAGUACCAGGGACAGCUCCUGCCUUCAGCACUCCAAGACAAGGAGCAGGUCCUGCCUUCGGUACUUCAGUACCAGGGACAGCUACUGCCUUUAGUACCCAAGCACUUGGUCCUACAGCAUCUGGAGCAUCAUAUCCUGGGGGACCACCAGGCUACAAUAACUCCCCACCUGCUGCCAUAAAGCCAGAGGUCCAUCAGGUCCUACUCAAAAGAAACAAAAACCAAGAAGGACUUGGUUUCAGUAUCCGAGGGGGUGUGGAACAUGGCACAGGCAUCUAUGUGUCACUGGUUGAACCUGGUUCUUUGGCAGAAGAAGAAGGACUCAGAGUCGGGGAUCAGAUUCUAAAAGCGAAUGGACGAUCUUUAGAUAGUGUCAGCCAUAGUGAAGCCGUUAAGGCUUUGCGGGGCUCUCAGAAGUUGGCACUGUCUGUGCUCUCCUCAGGCCGGGUUCCUGCUGGACAUGUUUCAAGUCACAUUUACACCUGGGUUGACCCACAGGGGCAUAGCGUCUCCCCUCCAGGGGGAACACCGUACCUGCACAGCCCUUCUGCAGGCAUCCCAGAGAAGGAGAAGAGGAGCCACUUACAACUGCUACAGGAGGGGGAUGAGAAGAAGGUGAACUUGGUACUGAGCGAGGGAAGGUCCCUUGGCUUGCUCAUUCGUGGCGGUGCUGAGUACUCCUUGGGGAUUUACAUCACUGGUGUGGAUCAGGCCUCAGAGGCUGAAAGUGCUGGUUUAAAGGUAGGCGAUCAGAUCCUGGAUGUAAAUGGCAUCAGCUUCCUCUCCAUUCCUCAUGAUGAGGCUGUUAGAAUUCUUCGCUCCUCUCGACAUCUUAUCAUGACUGUGAAGGAUGUGGGUCGAGUUCCUCAUGCUCGCACUACAGUAGAUGAGACUCAAUGGUUAAGCAGCUCGUACACAGGAGAUCCUCACUCAUCUACAGGAAUUCUGGGAAAUUCCUCCAAUGAAACCAGCACAAAGCCAGUCUUCUACCGAGCACCUGCCGGGUCCCAGGUCACUCUCAGCAGUCUGGGUAAUCAGUCCGUGGUUGCCCUAGAAGAGAGGGCAUGUAUGUUGCUUACUGAGCCUGAGAGACGCACAAUGAACUACUACUUCCAGCAGUACAAAGACCUCCACAUCUCAGUGCAGGCCUUCGUAAUGGCUAUGUUUGAGCUUCUCAACACCCAAGCCAAGUUCACUCUGCUGUCUGAGCUACGGCCCCAGAUCUUCCCUCAUGAUUUGGCUGUAUUUGACAACAUGGUGUUGAAGCGAGAAAUUGAGUCUAUGAAAUCUCGGCAUCGAUCAGGAGAUGCAGUCUCUGUCUUAUCUCACAGUCCAAGCACCUCAUCCACUGAGAGCCACCAGACUGUCAGCACCGCAAGCACUGCCCGGGAGCGUCUUCUGUGGCUGCUGGAUGUUAUGGAGAAUGGAGUCGAUCCUGAAGGAAGUGCAGACUCUGCAAGCCUCAGCAGAACUACUUUGCCUGACAUCUCCCUGGAUGAUGUCAACUCUUUCUUAGAGGAGCCUCCAUCAUUUCGGCCAGCUCCUCCUCCACCUCUUGCAGAAGAAACAUCUGGUGUGCUCCGAAAGCAAAAUGGAGAGCGAGCACAGCGUCCUUCCUCUGGCUCAUCACAGUCUGGGCUUUUCUUCACUGCCCCUCCUUAUCCCAGUCCACCACUGCCACCUCUGACUUCACCCCCAACUCCAAGCCCUCCACUUCCUCCUCUCACUACACCACCUACCUCUCCUUAUUCCCAGAAACCAAACCAGGCAAUAUAUGCCACUAUUUCUCCCAAAAUUCAGAAUUCUGCACGUUCUGCAGCCCAGCUGGCUCUGGUCACGCAGGUACCUCUACCCCCCUUCCCAAGAGUCCAGUCACCGACCAGGUUAAAGCCUAUGAUGGAAAGCCCUCCUCAUUCAGCUUCUUCUUCACACCCAGAACAAUCAGAUGCUCAUACUACACAACAUUUUGUCAUGGUGGAGGUCCACCGGCCUAACAGUGAACCUGAUGUGAAUGAAAUACGAGCUCUACCGCAAUCCAGAGCCGUCUUGCCCAUCUCACCCCCAGCUUCUCUCUCCCAGCUGUCUGACAGCGGGCAAACUCUGAGUGAGGACAGUGGAGUGGAAGCAGGAGAAGUUGGUGGAGGCAGCAAAGACAGCAGUCCUCAGCCACAGAAAGCUAAAGGAACAGAGAACAUGACAAAACCACCAGGCCUGCUGAAACCUUCUGCCACCUUAGUGCGUGUCAUGAAAAGUGUACCUACUCUAGGGAUAGCGAUUGAAGGAGGAGCCAAGACGCGACAGCCAUUGCCACGUAUUGUAACUAUACAGCGAGGGGGGUCAGCGCACAAUUGCAGUAAGCUGCGGGUGGGUCAGGUCAUCCUGGAAGUCAAUGGGAUCUCCCUUCAAGAUAAAGAACACCGAGAUGCUGCCAGGAUCAUUGCUGAAGCCUUUAAGACCAAAGAGAAGGAUUACAUGGACUUUCUGGUCACAGAGUUUAAUGUGUCGCUAUAGUGGCUAUUUAUGGUGCCCAUGUCAUCGGAUAACCCAGCCAGGGGUCAGUGCCACGAGAAACAAUUACUACAUGCUACUUUGUAUACUGUGUAGCUGCCAUCUGUGUGCUCUUGCUACAUAUGUGCUCCCUCCGUCAGCCUUGUGGCUUAUGUACUCCUUAUAUAUGAUAAUUAUUAUGUCAUGCUGGAGCUGGGACUGGAAAAAAGGAGAAGAAAGUAGUUUAAAACAUUCUAAGGACACCUUAAGAUAGAGCCAGACAGUAUUCCCACUGUCCACAGAGGUUAGGACAAGUCACUGCUGAGAUCUUUGGCCUGAUGGAUCCAACAUUUGCCUGAGUGAAGGGUUCGGGUUUUUAAACCUUGACUUAAACACAUCACCUCCUGAGUAUUAUUUUGAUGAAUGGGUCAUACAGAGAUGUUCAAGCAUGCUUGAAAAUCUCUGCUACAAAUGUAAGUGUCUUUCUUUGCUCAUUAGAGCUGAUGUUUGCAUGGUUGUCAGCCAGUGUACUAUGCAAAUAUUACUAGCAAUGCCAGGAUUGUUUGCAUUAUCAGUCUGGGUAGACACCAGUG